Ruditapes philippinarum (Manila clam) is the source of this 728-nucleotide messenger RNA. RefSeq lists its product as uncharacterized. Bases 90 to 638 code for a protein of 182 amino acids. The record is from RefSeq and is a predicted model, not a curated record. Lineage: Eukaryota; Metazoa; Mollusca; Bivalvia; Venerida; Veneridae. The transcript is spliced from 5 exons.
UUUUUAUAACAUUUAACAUUACAAUAUCGUGCAUAAGGAAGUUUUGAUACUGUGGUAUAUAUUUUAACCGGACCUGAAGGAUAAACAGAAUGUCUGACCACAAUUCCACAAAUGUUUUGAUCGUUCUUCUCGUCAUUCUUGGAGUAGUAGUUAUACUGUUUCUAAUAACGGUUGUUGCAAUCAUUUUGAGAUGGAGAAAAGAUAAGGAUAAUUCUAACGUUACAUUCAGAUACCUCAAUGGAUCUAAGAUAGAACCAACUACCUGGGCACAUUACGGACAAGCUGAUGAUCUAACAUCACCGUAUUCAGAAGUGUUUCCUGAUACCUUUUCAUUUUCAGCCACGGACGAAUCAAAGGAGAAUACGCAAGAGCAAGCUGAGGAUGGAGUCAAAUCUUCCGGAGAAACACAUCGCAUUUCAACGAUAUCCGGUAGAUCUAUUGAUUUAGGUAAUGUUAGUGGUGUUUCGGAGUUUACACUAAAUCCUGCAGUUGUUCGAACACGUGGUACGAUGACGUAUGGGGAGUAUAGGAAGAUGAAAGCAGACAGUAUGAGAUCAAGUGUUGGUGUAGAUCUAGGGGGAGACUAUCAUAAAGCACAGAGAAUUAUGGGGGAUGACGACGCAGCAUUUUACUUUUAACUAGCAUAACAGUCGUAAACCAAUGUGAUGCCAAACAAUUUGAAAUUCGACUCAUAUAUGUACGAUUUCCAAGCAGUAAAACAUAUUGUU